Messenger RNA from Tetrapisispora phaffii CBS 4417, 1758 nucleotides. RefSeq names its product Hsp90 cochaperone STI1 (gene STI1). Lineage: Eukaryota; Fungi; Ascomycota; Saccharomycetes; Saccharomycetales; Saccharomycetaceae. Gene Ontology annotation, molecular function: Hsp90 protein binding. The transcript has a single exon. The coding region runs from base 1 to 1758 and encodes 585 amino acids. The record is from RefSeq and is a predicted model, not a curated record.
AUGUCCUUAUCAGCUGACGAAUAUAAGCAACAAGGUAAUACUGCCUUUUCUGCUAAAGAAUAUGAAAAAGCCGUUGAUUUAUUCUCUAAGGCUAUUGAGGUUUCUCCAGAACCAAACCAUGUCUUAUACUCUAAUAGAUCUGCUUGUUACACCUCGUUGAAGAAGUUUACCGAUGCUUUGAAUGAUGCUAAUGAAUGUACAAAGAUCAAUCCAACUUGGUCUAAAGGUUACAACAGAGUUGGUGCUGCACACUACGGUCUAGGUGAUCUAGAUGAAGCUGAAAAAAGUUAUAAAAAAGCUUUAGAAUUAGAUGCUUCCAACAAAGUCGCACAGGAAGGUUUGGAACAAGUUAAAAGAACUCAAGAAGCAAGGAAAGCACAGCCAGAUAUGGGGUUAACCUCCAUGUUUAAUGACCCAAAUUUAAUUGAAAAAUUAAAGAGUAAUCCAAAAACAGCAGAAAUGAUGAAUGAUCCUCAAUUAGUCGCAAAGUUACUCUCUUAUAGAUCAAAUUCUCAAGCAUUAAGCACCGAAUUAUUCUCUGACCCAAGGUUAAUGACUAUAAUGGCUACUUUAUUAGGUGUUGAUUUAAACAUGGGUGACUUAAACGGUUCUAACUCUAUGCCACCAACUGCAGAAAAAACUCCGGAAGCUCCAGUUGCCGCCACCAAAGAAACUAAAACUGAAACGGUUCCAGAAUCAAAAGAGAAAGAGCCAGUUGCUGCUAACCCAGAAAAUAUGGAAGUUGACGAUGCUGAUGUUCAAAAGAAAUUAGCUGACGCUGAAAAAGAUGAAGGUAACAAAUUAUACAAAGCUCACAAAUUUGACGAAGCUAUUGAACAUUAUGACAAAGCAUGGGAAUUACAUAAUGAUAUCACAUAUUUGAAUAACAAAGCAGCUGCUCAGUACGAAAAGGGUGAUUACGAGACUACAAUCAAGACUUUAGAAGAUGCUAUUGAAAAGGGUAGAGAAUUACGUGCUGACUAUAAAAUAAUUGCUAAGGCUUUUACUCGUAUGGGUAAUGCUUACGAAAAAUUAAAUGAUUUAAAGAAAGCUGCUGAAUUCUUCAAUAAAUCUUUGACUGAAUUUAGAACACCAGCUACUUUAACUAAAUUAAGAUCUCUUGAAAAGAAAAUUAAAGUACAAGAAGCUGAAGCAUAUAUUAACCCAGAAAAGGCCGAAGAAGCACGUAUCCAAGGUAAGGACUUCUUCAAUAAAGGUCAAUGGCCAGAUGCAGUAAAGGCAUACACAGAAAUGAUCGCCAGAGCUCCAGAUGAUGCUAGAGCCUACUCCAAUAGAGCCGCCGCUUUAUCAAAAUUAAUGUCAUUCCCUGAAGCUAUUUCUGAUUGUGAAAAAGCUUUGGAAAAAGAUCCAAAUUUUGUAAAAGCAUACAUAAGAAAGGCUACUGCACAAAUUGCUAUCAAAGAAUAUUCUUCUGCGUUAGAAACUUUAGACAUUGCUCGUUCUAAGGAUACAGAAUUAAACAAUGGUUCAAAUAUCAGAGAAAUUAACCAACUAUAUGCUAAGGCUACUCAACAAAGAUUUGAACCUGCUUCUAGUAAUGAAACACCUGAACAAACAUACCAAAGAGCUAUGAAGGAUCCAGAAGUUGCUGCCAUUAUGCAAGAUCCAGUAAUGCAAAGUAUUUUACAACAAGCUCAAACUAAUCCAGCUGCUUUACAAGAACAUAUGAAAAACCCAGAAAUCUUUAAAAAGAUUCAAACUUUGAUUUCCGCUGGUAUUAUUCGUACUGGUCCAUAG